Molecule: messenger RNA, 1889 nt
Organism: Culex quinquefasciatus (southern house mosquito)
Lineage: Eukaryota; Metazoa; Arthropoda; Insecta; Diptera; Culicidae
Product: keratin-associated protein 16-1
Source: RefSeq, a predicted model, not a curated record
UCUCACCCAAGAAGCAUUAACCUUCCGGAGCUCGAGACGAACGGACCCCUUUCGAGAAGAGGAGACAGCCCAAGAAAAAUUCAAAGUGCCGCAAAAAAAAGAGGAAAUUUUAUUUUUGCUACAAGCAGUUUUAACGCGAAUUCGGUGCGAGAAAAAAAGAAGAAGCUGUUUCGAAGAGUUCCCGGAGCUUUUGGAUACCGUAGAAGCAACUGAACCCAUCAAGGAUAACCCGCGAAGAAACGUUUGAAGGCCGAAGAAAAAUCAAUACUUUUUGAGUUCCGUCCCCGUCAAGUUUGCCCGCGAAAAUGUGCGACCCGUGCUGCAGCCCGUGUGACCCGUGCUACCCGUGCUAUCCUUGCGGUCCCUCCUGUCCACCUCCAUGCGCGCCGGGAAGUCUGUGCGAUCCGUGCGUCCCCAAGACGUACGCCGCCCACGACCUGAACUGCAUGCCCCAGUGCGCCACCAUCUGUCCCCCGGCCCAGUGCGGUCCACGGUUCAUCACGGUGCAGCAACCGCCGCGGGUCGUCGCACAACGCAAGCUCAUCAACUGCAGCCGGACGGUCGUCGACAAGCACGUGGUCCCGCGCACCAAGACCAUCGUAGAGCCCAAGAUAAUCUACCAACCGCGGGCCUACAUCGAACCGUGCAUCAUCUACCGGAAGCGCGUCGUUCCCGAUCCGAAAAUCCUCUACUACAAGCGGAUCGUGCCGGACCCGAAGAUCGUCUGCACCCCGCGGACCAUCGUGGAACCCAAGGAGAUCUGCACGACCAUGGUUUGCUCGCCCAAACCGCAGAUCGUGCAAAUUCCACCACCGCCGGAGUACUGCUGCGUCCCGCAGUGCACCGGAUUCACCAAGAGUCCGGCCUGCUCGCCGUGUGACCCCGUUUGUGGUCCCAAGGGUUGAGACACACACACGCACAGGACAGGGUUCAGGGUUCCCGCUCGCUCCUGCAAGAGCCGCGAGCUGCGCGGCGGCGUCCUCAUCGCCAACUGCGAGUGCCUCAAGCGUAACGGUCUCCAGCAUGAUUGUCCCCGGUCCGAGUGUCAGGGCAAAUCCUGCUGCCUGACGAGGCCGGAAGCGACCUGCUGCCCGUCGACCUGGGCGCGCCGCUUCCGCUUUGUAACGAUGGGUAACAAGAGCAACCCGGUUUGCCCGAAGCGAUGCCGCGUGACGACCACCGGAAGUGGGUGCAAUCCGUGCGGCGUUGAUUGCUUCUCGUGUCCUCCGUGCGGACCUUGCGGACCCUGCCCGGCGCCGUGUGAACCUUGUGGACCAUGCAGCCCUUGCGGACCCGUGUGCGACCCCAGCUGUCCGCCGGUGUGUGAUCCGUGCGGUUGCGUCCCCCAGGGCGACUGCGGACCGUGUGGAGCGCCGACGCCGAACUGUAUGCCGUGCUAUGACGCGUGCACGCCGAGUGUGCCGCCGCCUUGCGGCGACAUGUGCGCCCCCUACCCAACCUGUGGACCGUGCUAGAAUCAUCCCUCAAGCCCCACAAAUCAACCUUCACUAGGCCUGUAAGCUACAACUCAAGCUGUAGAAACCACACUCAAACUCAUCACCGUUUGUGCGAGCAGUUGUCCUUCAUUAGUGGUGCCAAUCAUCUCCGACUUGGUCGCGGCAGUUAUUAGUAGGUUUUGUUUUAUGUUUGCAAAAACUUUUGUUGAGUUGUUAGGUCAUUCGCUCCUCGCAAUCAUCUGUAGCAGCAGCAGCAUCCAUGUUAAAUCGAUGAAUAAUCGUUAAAUCUUAAUCGCAACCUAACUAGCCAAUUGAAUUUGUAAAAUUACCGACUAACAGCAGCAGCACCACCAGGAACACUCACCAGUUUAGCACACGCACACUAAAGGAAGAUUAUGAAAUCAAUAAAAAGUUGUUUUUACGGUAUCGAAA